AUGAUCUCCAUCUUGGAUGAAGCAUGUCUGACGGUGGGCGAUGUCACCGACACCAUUUUCCUGGAGUCCAUGAACAGCAAACUGGGGAAGCACCCUCAUUACAGCAGCAGGAAGCUCUCCGACAGACAAGUCCAUGGCGUUUAACCGGGACUUCCGGAUAAAGCACUAUGCUGGCAAUGUGACCUAUUCGGUGGAAGGGUUUCUGGAUAAAAACAAGGACACACCUUAUUCCAGGACUUCAAGCGUCUCAUGUAUAACAGCAAAGACCCCGUUCUGAAGGACAUGUGGCCGGAUGGACAGUUGAGUAUCAGCGAGGUGACCAAGAGACCCCUGACAGCUGCUACGCUCUUCAAGAACUCCAUGGUGUCACUAGCCGAGAACCUGGCCUGCAAGGAGCCGUACUACGUGCGCUGCAUUAAACCUAAUGACCAGAAGUCGGCGUUGCUGUUCGAUGACCGCCGCUGCCUCCAUCAGGUGGAAUAUCUGGGGCUCCUGGAGAACGUGCGGGUCCGGAGGGCCGGAUUUGCCUACAGGCAGCCCUAUGAAAGAUUCCUGCAGAGAUAUAAGAUGACCUGUGAAUACACGUGGCCCAACCACCUCAUGAACUCCGACAUGGAAGCCACCAAAGCUCUGAUGGAUCAGCAUGACUUCCAGGAUGACGUGGCUUAUGGCUACACCAAGGUUUUCAUUCGGACGCCCCAAACCCUGUUCAGUCUAGAACAUGAGAGGGCCCAGCUGAUCCCCAUCAUUGUCCUCCUGAUCCAGAAGGUCUGGCGUGGGACUCUGGCUCGCUGGCGAUUCAAGCGUCUGAGGGCCAUUUACAAGAUUAUGAGCUGUUACAAAUGCUACAAAGUCCGCUCCCAUCUGAUGGAGGUGGUGCGGCGUUUUGAGGAUGUGCGCAACAUGGCGGACUAUGGGAGGAGCGUGGAGUGGCCACAACCGCCCGCCGUACUGGAACAGUUCCAAGACCUCUGCCAAAGUCUGUUUAAGAGAUGGCGAGCUCGGAAGAUAGUGAAGAACAUUCCGCCAUCAGAAAUGUUCCAGAUUAAAUGCAAAGUCUGCGCCAUGGAGGCCCUACAGGACCUGCGGAGGGAUGUGGGCUACCAUCGGCCAUGGAAGCAGAACUAUCUAGCCUGUGAAGCGGACAAUCCCAGCGGAGCCGUAUCCUUCUCCAAAUCGCUGCAGAUGCUGAGGAAGAAGGAUAACCACAGCUCGGUGCUGUUCACCUGUCACAUCCGAAAGAUAAACCGAUUUCACAAAUGUAAGGAUCGCGGAUUGGUGAUCACAGACCGCCACUUGUACAAACUGGAGCCCAGGAAGGCCUACAAAGUGCUGAAGAGCCUCCCGCUGAGUACGAUCACUGGACUGAGCCUGACCAGCGGACAGGACCAGCUGAUUGUCCUGCACACACAGAAACACGACGACAUGGUGUUCUGCAUGCAGAAGUCAGAGCUAGAUGGAGAAAGCCGCGUAGGAGAACUGGUGGGGAUCCUGAUGCAUCACUUCAAAUUG
Staurois parvus is the source of this 1512-nucleotide messenger RNA. NCBI's taxonomy places the organism in Eukaryota, Metazoa, Chordata, Amphibia, Anura, Ranidae. The record is from the annotation of a GenBank genome assembly.